Anastrepha ludens (Mexican fruit fly) is the source of this 5345-nucleotide messenger RNA. RefSeq lists its product as uncharacterized. NCBI's taxonomy places the organism in Eukaryota, Metazoa, Arthropoda, Insecta, Diptera, Tephritidae. Gene Ontology annotation, cellular component: transcription regulator complex; nucleus. The transcript has 4 exons. Bases 161 to 1831 code for a protein of 556 amino acids. Gene Ontology annotation, biological process: regulation of transcription by RNA polymerase II. The record is from RefSeq and is a predicted model, not a curated record. Gene Ontology annotation, molecular function: DNA binding.
UAUGCUAUCAUUUGCAAUUCUGCCGGAAUUGACUUUUUUAUGGAUUUUCGUUGCAGUUUGUUCAGUCUUCCUCAGGAUUUUCACAUUUUUGUAAAAUUAGCAAUAAAACUUGGAAGAAUUAAUUAAAAACUAAAAUAAUGUAAAGGUGUGCAUUUAAGCGAUGUCGAAUGAUUAUUAUGCAAAUGUAUCGGGGACGCCUUCGUGCUCCUCAUCGCGUUGGCUGACUGAGGAGGUUUUCAAGCUGAUCGAUAUGGUGCAACAUGAUGAAGCCAUUUAUAAUCCUCGUCACAAAUACUACUUUUGUCGGCCAUAUGUCGAGAAUUUUUGGCGCGAAGUUGAUCAAAAACUGGAAAAAAACCCCGGCGCUAGUCUCGCAAAAUGGACAAAUUUGCGUAUAUCAUUUCGUCGGGAAUACACAAAUUAUUUAGAAGAAAAGGUACCACCAUGUUGGACAUAUUUUGACCGCAUGUUUUUCCUGCAUCCAUAUCUAAGAAAAAAACAUUCGCAGCCUAAAUCGCUCGACUCACAAGUGCAGGAUGCAUUGGUACGCAUCAGUUCUUUGUCAGAUCGUUUGCAACGGGAACGUACCGCGGCAGUAGCUGCAAAUGCGGCUGUCGCACUUGGCGGCACGAGUGUUACCGGCGAUGUGAAUGCGUCACAUUUGCACUCCCAGCAGUCGCAUCAGCAGCCAUUAGAUAAUUAUUUAGAAUAUUUUGAUGAUCCCGAGCAGAAUAACUCAGAUGAUUUAGACGAUGUUAUUGAUGAUGAGCAGCGGUCACGAUUUCGGCAUACUGAGCAACACUUGCAUACACUCAGUAGUGACAUAAAAUCUGAAUGUGAUGAUGUCAAAUCAGAUGUUGAUGACUAUGAGCCCGAAUCCGCUGUGCGACCAGACGAGGAAGAUAAUGAGUUGGAAGAGAUGGAAAUGCGUAAUUUUAUGAUGGAUUCUUAUGCCAGUAGCAGCACACAUAUUCCUCCAGAGGAUAGGCGAGCACAGCUGCGUGUGCAACAACUGAUGCGCUUGCAAGCGCGUUCUUAUCAAGAUGAACUGCGUAUCAAGCGACCACGCUCUCAAGAAAGCAUAAGCAGUACACAAAUAAACAAUGGAGGUAGUGGCAGUACUGCCAGUAUAAUUGGUGGUAACGUGCACAAUAGCGCCAGCGCUGCAAACUCUGUGGGUGCUACUGUUAGUGGACAUCCACGUAUGCAUUGCUCAACAGGAAACACUGCACCUGUGCACACAAAUGUGUCAUUUGUGCGACCAACACUUGCCAAACCUAUGGAAUUGGUCAGCACCACCACAAGUAACAGUGGUGGCAGUGUAGGCUUGAGCAUUGGCGCUGGCGUUAGUGUUAGUAAUUCAUUAAUGAACAAUACAAAUAACGAGGGAGAAUUGAAUGCCAGUAGUACAUCCAGCGCUAACAGUCAGAUUGCAGCAUCUUCAACGGUUUUAAAUCCGCAUCAGCGACAUAGCACUACGGCCCAUCACAGCCACAAUUUCAAUCAUCAUGGCAGUGGCAGUAGUAAUGGUUCUCACCAUCGUUUGGAAAUUGCGGCCAUCUCUUCUGGUACUGGUAGUGCUGCUGCAGGUGCAAUUGGAACAGGAUCUGCUGGCGUAUCGGUGUCGACGUUAAUGAAUAACACACCAGCAGCCACUGCACCAGCGCCAGUGGCACCAAAUCAUGUGGAGUUGUGCGAUUGCAAAAUAGAUCCUGAUGCUAUGUUUCUCAUGAGUUUGCUACCCGAUAUACAAAAAUUAAAUGGGCGAGAUCGAGGAAAAAUCAAAAUCGCAUUUCAGAAUAUACUGCAGGACUACUUGUAUCCGGACUAGGUGUGCAUCAAUUGCUUUAAUUUAAUGUACUCGCUUAAAAGUCAUAUUUCGUUACAAGAAGCAUACAAUUGAAAAUAGCGGUUUCGAAAGCAAGCAACGUCGCCAACAAUAAAAAUUUAAUGGAAAUGAAACGAAUGUUUUAGAAAUGUGCUAAUCGUUUAUGUAAGUGGAAGCCUAUUAUUUAUAUUUAUGAGGCGAUGAACAAAUUUAUAAAUAUUUUAAGGUGCUAAACACUAAAAACUUGGUUAAUCUUCGGUAGUACGAAAAUACCCAAGCCCAUGACGUAUCUAUAUAGAAUCCAAGCAUUAGGGAUUUACUAUUAAGAUGAUUUAUUUCUGCACCUGCAGUCUUUAAACCCUACCCUAUAGCUUUAGAAACAAUUAAACAUUUUUGAAACACAGUCGCCAAUACUUUACCUUUAAAUAUGUACUGCUAAAAUAUGUAGGUCUGUUCAUGAAGCAAAUAGUCUGUAACUAUUGUUACAAAUUAUCACGUUUUGGUGUACAUGUACCCAAUAAAAGUAGGGGAAAACGAGAGAGCAAAAUGACAUUUCAUUUUUAAGGGAAGUUGCAAGUUUUUACUGGUUAAAUUUUUAUUUGUAAGAAUUUGUACCGAAGCUAAUCGCAAAGUAAAAAAAAACUCGAAUUAAAAUUUGCGAAUUGCAAUUGCUAAAGGAAUGCUCUUCAUCGACAGCGAUGAUGAAAUGGAACAAAUUAUUGUGGACAAAAUGAAGUCAUGAGAUUUCGAAGCUCGUUAUUUUGCGUUUUCUUUGCUUAUUAUUUUUUUUUUGUUUUAAUUUAAUACGAGGUGGCUCAAGUGAAAAAUAUUUUAAUUUUUGUGAUUUUUCCUGCCAACAAUUAAAUCAACUGUUCUUAAAACUUGCAAAUGGGUACUAGUUUUGUGUUCAUGUACUUUUUUUGGUAUUUUUUUCUUUGAGAGACAAUUUUCGGAAAUUAAGUUACAGGCAAGUUACUGGAUAAUUUUUACAUGAACAGAUCUCAUAAUUAGCUGAUGGCGCUGAACAAAAAAAAAAUCUAGUCGAAAAAAAUGGUUUAUUUCAUGUCUAAUAGCCUAAGUAAGACCUUUUAACAGCAAAAUUUUGAACAAAAGAAAAAAGCAUACGAUUCCCUCAUAUUUUAUUAUUUAAGUAUUUUAUUUAUAGAACAUUUGCAAAUGUGAUCCUUAAAAUAUUUUUAAGCCUACAAACAUAUAUAUUUAAUAAUAAGUAUAAUAGCACAAUUUUUGAAUAUCCCGCAGUAAAAAUGGGACAAUCACUCAAAUGUUGGUGCCUACGCUGUUGGGCGUUAAUUUACUAUUAACUUUUGGCACCAGUUCUUAAAUAUUUACUUUUGUCUACAACUUACGUCAUUCGAAAAGAACAUUUGGAGGAAAAUUGCUCGCUAUUAAUAAAAUAGGAGGUGCCUAUUUGUGAUUGCCGAAUCAGUAUAAACAUUUUCGGGUUGAUUGUCAGGAAAUUAAGCAACUGAAUCUGAAAAUGGUAUUUAAAAAUCUGAGAAAAACGCUUUUUUGGAUCCAACCAUAUCGUAGCAUAUACUCAAUUUUCGAGACCUAGUAUUUAUUGAACAAUUUUGGUGGGAAAAUAUUUUUUAAGUGUUUUGCAAAAUAUUUAGGCGUAGGCGAAUGGGUUGGUGCGAGACUACCAUUCGGAAUUCAGAGCGAAAGAAGAUUCGAAUCUCGGUGAAAGACGAAAAUGAAAAAAAGUUUUUUCUAAUAGCGAUCGCCCUUCCGCAGGCAAUGGCCAACCUCCGAGUGUAUUUCUGCCAUGAAAAAGCUCCUCAUAAAAAAUAUCUGCAGCUCGGAGUCGGCUUAAAAUCUUAGGUCCCUCCAUUUGUGGAGCAACGUCAAUACGCACACCACAAAUAGGAGGAGGAGCUCGGCCAAACACCCAAAAAGGGUGUACGCGCCAAUUAUAUAUAUAUAAAUUAAAUAUAUAUAUAUACCUAUAUAGGUAUAUAUUUCUACAGGUGGUUUAACACUUAUCCUGUAUUCAAAAAAAGUAACGUACGUGACAUAAGUGGGUCAAUUUUGCCCAAUGGACGAAUGAAUAGAUUUUGAUUUUAUUUCAAGGUUUAAAGUAUUUUUUUAUUUAAUAAAUUAUAGAAUUCAACAAGUUUUAUUUAAAAAAUUAGAAAAUUCAGUUAAGUAAGUACAAAAAGGUGUUCUUAUGGCGAUUUUAAGCAACUAGUACAUAGGAUAGAUGUUUCAGAAUGAGUCUUACAAAUAAAGUUUUCGCAGCUUCCGCAUUUACUGCUAUAUUUCGUACUAUUUGAUCGACUUGGACAAAUAAAGCAACGACCAGGUUUUAGACUUGUAGGUUUCGGAGUCUUUUCAGUAGUUUCUGCUGUUUUUUAAGUGUUUAUUACGAUCAUUUUUGCUGCACUGCUUCGGGGGAGUACAGAUCUGCGCGAAAUUUCCUGUAAAAUAAGUUCAUUUCCGAGCUCUUCUAGGAACAAACGACGCUUAAUUUUUUUAUUCUUGUUCCAUUCAGUGUUUAUUUCUCUAAAAAUUACAAAAGCAUUGUAUGCACUUAUAUCCAACAUAUUGUAAAACAAGGACUGUGGCCAUCGAUUUGUCCUUCGCUUGCAGGUGUAUGUCCUAAUAACUUGGUCUAGUACAUCGACCCCGGAUUUAGUUUUGUUGUAAAAAUCUAUGAUUUCUGGCUUUUCAGUGUUGGGAUUGAUUUCAACAUUAUUGUGGAGAGUACUGAGUAGAUAUACAGCUCGAUUCUUUUUAGGCACAUAUCCAACUAUUGUGGUUUUGUUCUUGUUAUCAAAAAAGAAGUGUGAAUAAUUUUCUGGUUUAUUUUUUAACUUUGUAAUUUCCACAGGCAAAAACGUUUUAUUCUUUCGAACCGUACCAACUAGGGUUAUCUUACGUUUCAAAAGUUCAAUCCCCAACUCGUGAGAUGUAAAAAAAUUAUCGCACGUGAUAUUACGACUUUGUAUAUCCUUCACUAGAUCGAGUACAACACGACGCCCCUGCUCUUUCUCAGGCUUACAAUUUCGAUCUUUACCUCUAUACACCUGCAGCGACCAUGCAAAACUUGUUUGGCUAUAACACAAGGCCCAAAUUUUAAUUCCGUAUUUUCCAGGCUUCGAUGGGAUAUAUUGUUUGAAAGGACAACGUCCGCGAAAUGUAACCAAUUGUUCAUCGACUGUGGUGAAUUCUCCAGGAUUAUAAUUUUUUUGGAUGUUACAUUCCCAGCGAUUCCAAACAUCCCUGAUUGGCGCCAGUUUAUCUCGCGCUCGCCUCUCAUUCCGGUCAGAUUUCUUGUCGAACCUCAGGACUCUGGAGAUAUUCUGAAAUCUGCGUAAAGUCGUUGUUGAUCUGAAAAUCGGACGGUCCUUAGAAUCAUCCCACAAACUUUCGAGUGCUUCUCCAUGUGAUCGAAAUACACCUGCUAGGAGCAAAAGUCCAAAAUAUGCUUCCAAACUAAUACCAUCUAUUUCGACUUCUACUUAUAUAAAUAUGUCUUUCAAUUGCAAGUGACUUA